Messenger RNA from Xiphophorus maculatus (southern platyfish), 2493 nucleotides. Its product is annotated as serotonin N-acetyltransferase-like. The transcript is spliced from 4 exons. Gene Ontology annotation, cellular component: cytoplasm. Gene Ontology annotation, molecular function: aralkylamine N-acetyltransferase activity. NCBI's taxonomy places the organism in Eukaryota, Metazoa, Chordata, Actinopteri, Cyprinodontiformes, Poeciliidae. The record is from RefSeq and is a predicted model, not a curated record. Gene Ontology annotation, biological process: response to light stimulus; circadian rhythm. The coding region runs from base 175 to 855 and encodes 226 amino acids.
AAGCAGACCUCUUCACAACCUCCUCUGAUAUUCCUCCGCACCUUUCUCCUCUCUGGGCCCCCGCAGAGGCGAUUCUGCUGCAGCGGGGAGCGGGGGAGACCGGGAACACACACACACACACACAGAAAGAUAGAAAAGUUCUGAUUCCUCUGGAGGACUGGAGCUCCGACUCGUAUGAUGUCUGUUGUGGGCGCCCAGCCUUUCAUCAAGCCAAUGCAGACUUCACCUUCAGUUUCGCCCGGUAUCCAGCGGAGACACACGCUGCCAGCCAGCGAGGUGCGGCCGCUCAACACGCAGGACGCGAUCAGCGUGUUUGAAAUCGAGAGGGAGGCGUUCAUCUCGGUGUCUGGGGAGUGCCCGCUGCACCUGGAUGAAGUGCGUCAUUUCCUCACGUUGUGUCCGGAGCUGUCGAUGGGCUGGUUCGAAGAGGGCCGCCUGGUGGCGUUCAUCAUCGGAUCUCUGUGGGACCAGGACAGGCUCACCUCAGAUGCGCUGACCCUCCACAAGCCCUGCGGCUCCACCGUCCACAUCCACAUCUUGGCGGUUCAUCGCACCUUCAGGCAGCAGGGCAAAGGCCCCAUUCUGAUGUGGCGCUACCUGCAGUACCUGCGCUGCCUGCCCAACGUGCGCCGAGCUGUGCUGAUGUGCGAGGACUUCCUCAUCCCCUUCUAUCGCAAGUCGGGCUUCAAGGUCCUGGGCCGCUGCGCCAUCACCGUGGCCAACCUCACCUUCACCGAGAUGUGGUACCCGAUCAGCGGCCAUGCAUACAUGCGCCGUAACAGCGAGGCCAUCCGGUUCCCCCAGCAUCCGCUGACUCUUCCUCUGGCAAAGACUGAUGAGCAAGUCGAUUUAUGACUCUGCUUUUGGUUGCUGUUGUGGUUUUUUUCUUACUGACACCAAACACUUGGACAAAGCUGUUCCAAGGUUGUGUGAGGCCAUGAGCAGAGUUUUAUUUGGGGGCCGGUUCCUUGUCUUGUAACAAUAUGUAAGAAAGUUGAGUUACAUUAGAUUAUACCAGUAAGCACCAGUACUUUUCUUUUGCACAGAGCUCUGUACAUUGCACUGAGGGAAGUCACUGAGGAUUCUGCGUAUUCGUCAGGACUCAGAGUUUAUUUAGAAAUCAACCUCUUAGAACCAGGAAGGAAAUAAUUUGAAUCCCUAAUUCUAAAGUUUAACACUGAACUUUAGCCUAAGAGGGAAAAGAUGGACAGAAAAAUCAGUUCUUGGACUUUGCCAGCACCAGACCUCACACAGAAUCAAGAGCAGAGCGCUUUACUUGAUGUCUGCCCUGUUGCUGUUUCAGCUCUCACUAAAGCUGCCUGAGUCUCUACGGACAUACGAUUCCAAAACCCAACCUGUGUUCGAUCAACAUGUUGCGCAGAGACUUGAACUCCAUCCAAGCUGAAAGACUGACAAGUCUCAAAACAAACAGCUUUUCAGUCAGAACAAGGUCGCUCAAAGACGGGUAGGAUGUCCUUGAAUGUCUGGAUGGCACCAAAUCUGGGUCACAGUGGAACGGGAUGGCGAACGCGAAGGGUUACGCAGCUUAAGUAAACUUAAAUGGUUUAACUUGAGGAAGCCCCAGUAAAACUUUUCUAAAGUUGGGCGCCCUUAAAACUUUCUGGGCUCUUGGCUGCCUCCUCUGGCCAAACAGGGAAAUAAUAAGGAGUGCAUUUAAAAAAUAAUAACAUAAGCUUACCUGUGUAGCGCUAUUUAUCUAUUUAUUUAUAUUUUUGUUAUUCAUAGAAUAUCACAUAGGUGUGCAGUUUUGGUAUCCGAUACCAGAUAAACACUGGGCCAGUAUCACAGAUAUCGAUUCUGAUACCGAUUCUGAUACUUUUUAUUAUUUAAAUUGAAAUGUCUGACCUUUAGGUGUUUCUGUGGUUUUUCCUUUGAAUUACUUUUGUAAAACCUUGAACAGAGUAUGGAGAAACUUUAAAGGCAUCUACAAAAUACUUUGUAGUAUUUUGUACUACAAAGUAUACAGUAUAUUGACAUGAUAAACGGAAACAAUAGAACGACUAAGUGAAACGAAGUGUGAAAAAUGAUUGUUUGAGAACAAAUCAAUACAAAAUCUUUCUUAGGGUAGCUUUGGGAAUUUGGGAAACUGUAAUACAAACAUAUAUAAUAAAAUUUCAAGAGGGAUUCUGGAACUAAAGUACCAUGCUAAUCGCCAUCCAAAACUGAUACCAACUGUUUCGAUAUCAUUGAUAUUUUCGUGUCAAUCUGCCCUCCUUUAGUAAACCAAAAACCUGUCUGUUGUUCCUACUUGCAAAAUUCAGCUAUAAUUUAGGCUAACACUGUUUGAACUCAAUGUUUUGAAUCUACAAUAAAGAAAAGUAGAGAACUAAAUCAGUAUUGUCUGUAGCGUCUUCACCGGUUCAAUUCACAUGUGAUAUUCUGAUUUAUUCUCAAGCUUUUAACUGACUCCCAUUCACCAGAAUUGUGUGGAUUAUUUCACUAUGUACACAAUAAACCAAGUGUUGACUUGAA